This is a messenger RNA of Orycteropus afer afer, 744 nucleotides long. NCBI's taxonomy places the organism in Eukaryota, Metazoa, Chordata, Mammalia, Tubulidentata, Orycteropodidae. The record is from RefSeq and is a predicted model, not a curated record.
AUGAUCCCCAAGGAGAAGGAACCUGUGAUGAGUGCCAUGGGGGACUUCACUGAACCAGUCCCUUCCUUAGACCUGGGCAAGAAGCUGAGCAUACCGCAGGACUUGAUGAUGGAAGAGCUGUCGCUGCGCAACAACCGAGGCUCCCUCCUGUUCCAGAAGAGGCAGCGCCGUGUGCAAAGGUUCAUCUUUGAGCUGGCAGCCAGCCAGCGGGAGAUCCUGGCUGGAAGCACCAAGGGAAAGGUGACCAGAACCUCAGAGCCAGAUACCUUGGGAGCUAUCAAUGGCCCCAAAGGACAGAACUACCGCUCGGAGCUCCACAUCUUUCCGGCCGCGCUUGAGGGCUCCCAGGACGCCUGCCCCGCAGCAGCCACCAUGGCGGAGCGUCCCCGCAGCCCCAGUGCCCUGGCACCUGGCUACACAUCUCCCCUGAAGAGCGUCCCUCCGGAGAAGUUCAACCACACAGCCAUCCCUAAGGGUUACCGCUGCCCGUGGCAGGAGUUCGUCAGCUACCGGGAUUACCAGAUCAACAAUGCAAGUCACGCCCCCACCCCGGCCGAUUAUCGCAACUUCAACAAGACCCCAGUACCAUUUGGAGGACCCCUUAUUGGGGAUGCUGCCCCCAGGGCAGCCACACCCUUCGUCCCGGAACUCCCCAGUGGCUUGGAACUCCUCCGCCGCAGACCCAGCUUCAACAGAGUGGCCCAGGGCUGGGUCCGCCACCUCCCGGAGUCCGAGGAGCUGUAG